AUGUUCUUUGUUAAGAAUGGAGCAUUGGCUCUGGGCAAUCCAUCUAGCCGGAGGAUUUUGGUAGAGCCAGACUUUUCAAUUUAUACGGAGACUUUAUCCAAUCCACUCAUAUGCGCGUCGAGAGCUUUCAUUCCCAGUCGGCAGGACUGGCCGCAUUCGUUGUGCAAGGAUAAAUUAACGGAUUCUCCAGAACAAGGGGGUCUCACAAGCAGCGGAAGUACCAGCAGGAGUACAAAGAGUUCUGUUUCUGGCCCUUUCGUUACGAUGGCUGGACAAAGUCGCCGCAGGAGCUCGAGUGCGGCAUUUCAACAUCGCGUUGAAAAAGUGCACUUUGUUCCGUUCGAUGGACAUGAUGAUUCGAGGAGACCUUCUCUCAGCGCAAUGAUAAUGACGACCCGGCGGAAAAUGAAGUCUCGCCAAUUCCUACUACUAAUUACAAUUUUCACCUUGGCUACAUUCUCGAUAUUCUAUUUACGGGCGCCUUUUCCAUACCAUUCGAGCUCUUUCCCGUCUUCCAACCAGAAACCGAAACAGCCAAGCAUACCCAACCCUCGAAUACCUACUACCAUUGACGUGAAGAAACCGCAGACAGCUUCAUAUCAUAUUGGUCCUUCGCAUCCAGUUUACCAAUUAAUAAAGGAUAAUGAGCAAGCAUUCGAGAAUGUAAAGGCAAAACAAUCAAAGACGCUGGAGGAGGCAGUGGCAGAAUAUAGAAAACGAUACGGGAUACCUCCACCUCCCAACUUCGACAAAUGGUACAAUUUCGCGAAGUCAAAAGGGGUGCAACUUAUUGACGAAUAUGAUAAUAUCCAUACAUCCUUAACGCCGUUUUGGGGGCUAAAACCGGAAACCAUAAGAGGAAGAGCGCGAGAAGCAUUGGGAUUUCCCAAUAAUUUAAUAGGGCUGUUGAUUAGAGGAGGAAAGGUUACAAAGGUUGAGGGAGGGAAUCAAUGGCAACAAGAUGCUACGGUUGGAAUGAUGAAGCCAUUCUUGAAGUAUCUUCCUGAUAUGGACCUCUGCUUCAACAUUCACGACGAACCUCGCGUUGUUGUGCCAUAUGAUGACUUAGCUCGACUAGUGCAUGUUGCAAAGGAUCAAAAUAUGCCAAACGCAAAUUCAGUUGAAGCACCCAGGAAUUCAUGGUCGCCAAGACCGAUAGAUGUCGUUAGCGAUGGCUUAAGAGUGCCGGAGGUGAAGACCACACGAUUCAACGUCUUUUCUCAUCAACCAACCUGGACCCACUCGAGGCUGUCCUGCCCUCCAGAUAGUGCCGCCAGGAGUCUCGAUGACGGACUGAAAGAGGACAAUUACCCUAGUUAUGCCGUGACGGAGCUAGGAUUUGUCUACAAUCAAACUGCAUUCUCCGAUAUUUGUCAAUCCCCUUCUUUUAGCGAAUCUUUCGGAUUUUUUGAUCGACCCAACGCCUUCAACAUCGUACAUGACUUGUUCCCAAUUUUCUCGCAAUCGAAAAUCUCGUCAUUCUCCGAUAUAUUAUACCCAUCUCCUUGGUACUGGUAUGGCAAGGUACCAUAUGAAGAAGCUGAGGACAGGUCAUGGAAGGACAAGGAAGAUAAAAUAUACUGGAGGGGUUCGACAACUGGAGGCUUUAGUCGAGAUGGUGGCUGGAGACGGCAACACAGGCAAAAGGUGGUUCAAAAAGUUAAUUCUGGCGAUCAGGCAAAAAUUUUAGUCAAUCGAGGUGAAGAGACCAAGGAAGAUUGGCAGGUGAAGAAUGUACCACGGAGUGAUUUCAAAGAAAUUUUCGACAUUUUCUUCUCCCAUGUCGGACAAUGCGACCCUGGAGAUUGUGAUGCACAAAAACAGUUUUUUGAUGUUAAAGAGGCGGCGAAGCAGCAAGAUGCGUGGAAAUAUAAGUACCUACUUGACAUGGAUGGGAAUGCUUUCAGUGGAAGAUUUUACGCGUUCUUGAAGAGUAAAAGUUUAGUGUACAAAAUGGCUAUCUUCAGAGAAUGGCAUGAGGAAUGGUUGAAACCUUGGGUGCAUUAUAUCCCUUUGAGUUUGAGAGGAGAUGAAUGGGUUGAGGCAGUACGAUGGUUCGCGGGAGAAGAUGUUGGGAAGAAAGAAGCGGAGCGGAUUGCUCUUCAGGGAAGAGAGUGGGCGAAUCAUGUGCUCAGGAAUGAAGACCUUGAAGUAUGGUUCUUCAGAUUAAUGCUCGAAUAUGGCAGACUAGUUGAUGAUGACCGAGAAAUCAUCGGUUACACAGGAACAACAGGAUCGACAUGA
Sclerotinia sclerotiorum 1980 UF-70 is the source of this 2244-nucleotide messenger RNA. RefSeq lists its product as hypothetical. The coding region runs from base 1 to 2244 and encodes 747 amino acids. The record is from RefSeq and is a predicted model, not a curated record. The transcript is spliced from 4 exons. Lineage: Eukaryota; Fungi; Ascomycota; Leotiomycetes; Helotiales; Sclerotiniaceae.